Molecule: messenger RNA, 10788 nt
Organism: Corvus hawaiiensis (hawaiian crow)
Lineage: Eukaryota; Metazoa; Chordata; Aves; Passeriformes; Corvidae
Gene: CNR1
Product: cannabinoid receptor 1
Exons: 4
Coding region: 5062-6795 (577 amino acids)
Biological process (GO): G protein-coupled receptor signaling pathway
Cellular component (GO): membrane
Molecular function (GO): cannabinoid receptor activity
Source: RefSeq, a predicted model, not a curated record
GAUUGCAGUUUGAUUAAGUAAAAUGGUGUCAGAAGAUGAAGUCUAUAGUUUUCCUUCUUUCUUUAAAAUUGUCAUCAGUGUUAUUUUCUGUAUGGCAGCAAAUGAAAAUAUUAACAGUUUCGGCACAUGUUUUCUAAUUUCAGAAGAUAAAGGGACAUAUAUAAGAAGCAGAUAGCAAAAUGCUUCUUUAGUAUCUGCUAGGGUUAGGGUUUUGGGUUUUUUUAAUAGUAUAGCUUUUUUAACCUGCUAAAGGUCUAGUAAUUUUUUUCCUUUUUUUCUUAGAUGUAUCAUGUUGUUUUCAUUGUUAUUGUUCACCCUUUCUUAAAGGAAUAUGGCAUUCUCUGCUGGGGGUGGCAUUGCUGUUACUGCAAAGAAUCCGAGUAAUAGUGAAUAUGAUGUUUAAUAACAAAAUGUCCAACAUUGCAAAAAUUACUUGGCUGUGCUUAAUUCUUUUCCUAUUAUACCUCAUAUCAACCACCAGCAUGGGCUUUUCCUUCUCAAGAAGAGAAAAAAGCCCUGUGACUAUAGCAGGAAUAUUUAUUAUGCAGGCAGAGUUUAUUAAAUCAGUCAUAAAAGAAAUGAACGUAACAUCUUUAAACAGUUCAGAAGAUGCAUGUGUAAUUCCUGAUUUGCUUGAGGUUAAAAUUAGUUUUGUAGCAACGAGUAACAGCUUUGCUUUAUUAUGUGUUGGUCUUUGGAAUAAGAGGCAGAACCAUUUGAAUAAAACCAUUUUAAAGCAGAAUUGCUAAAAGCAAUAAUUGUUUGACUGAGCCAGCAGGCACCUAUUGCCAGGAGGGGGAAAAAAAGUUGGCUAGUUAAAGAAAUUGAUUUAUUUGCUGAGAAUUUAGGUCGUUGACCAUUCUAUGAUACCUAAACUCACAGGAUUGCAAUCAAAAUACCUAUAAAACUCAAGGUGCAGGUGGAAGCAGUUUAUAGUAUUGCGAGGAUGAGCUGGUGGAUGCCUUUGAUCCUGGCUGUUGUUCUUUCGUGAAUGAUGUGAGCUCAAUUGCAUAAAGGACCCUGUUAAAGGCUUUCUUGCUCUGUUGAAGGACUGAAGCCUUUCUUUAACUUCCCCUAUUACAACGUUUUGAUUGGGCAGCAGAAGUUUAGAAAGAAAUAACUUUUUUUUCCUUUCUUUUUGAAGCCAUUUUUGACUUUCAGCCUUUCAUGUGGCCAUCUCAAAAUGCUUGCAGACUGUCAUCCCACUGGGAAUUUUGGUGCUGAAAGUUCUGUGCACUAGAGAGUGAGAGCUGACAUGGUUUUCUUUUCUAUUGAGUAGAGGUGAGGUAGGUGAGGAGAUUAAGAAUCCAAACUCAUAUAUUAAUUUAGUAUUGCCCAAGAUUUUUACGAAUGCAUUGCCAUUCUUGGUUCUGCAGGUCUCAUGCACUGUCUUCCACUCACCUAGUUCCUCUAAAUCUGGAUGGCUUAAAGAGAAAUUACUGUCACUUCUCGAAUGCAAACUUUGGGACCUCUCUAGUCAUGUAGUCACCUACCUAGGCAUCCACAGAAUUCAUUUUUCUCAGUGGUGAUUGCUCUUCAUUUCUUUCCAGAUGUCUAUUUUGUCUUCAUCUGACAGUUCUCAUGAAACAGUAAAUGAUUUUUUUUCUGCAAUUUCCCAAAUAGUUUAGGCUAUGUAACAUGAUGAAUGUUCUACAAAACCACUCAUCGACCAUUUAGGUGAGAAUUUGGAGAUUUUUCUCUUCUCUACCAGCAAAUUCACAGUCUGCUGAUGAUUUAAAAUUUGUACUGUGGGCGACCCUAACACUGGGAUUUGGCCAAGUUCAAAGCAGCUAUGCAGAUGGACACACAAAACAGAAGGCAGAGGGAAAUAGACCCUUUUAAUGAUAACAAGGCUGCUCUUGUUUUCUUAUCUACAGUGGAAAUGCAUGCAAGUCCCUUGUACCUAAAAGCAAACUUGCAAAAGUGCCAGAAUAGACGGCAAGAGCAUUUGUUAUUAAUGCAAAGUUAAAAAUGUGUCAACCUGUCUUCUCAGUACUGCUCUGUAUGUCUCCAUUUCUAGACUGAUGCUGUACUGCUGCCAAAAGUGCACGUCCCAUCACUCUUGGUGGGAUAAGGAUUUCCCCCCAGAACUCACAGCCUUUGAAAGUGUGUGGCUUUGUUAAUGGUCUCUGAAAACAGCUAUGACCUGUCCCUUUGAAAUGGCUAUAAUGACUUAUAAAUCAAUUUCUUGUCAGAAAGAACUUUUCUCUUUUUUUUUCCCUCUUUCCUGAAGGUGCCAUUGUUGCCCAUGAAAAAUUAUUGGGUUUGCAACAUAAGGUCGGAGCACAUUUUAUUCUGCCAUUUGUGCCUCAUGCAGGGGCAUUACGGUGACGCACACCCCAAGCUCGGUUCUGCCUCUCUUCAGUAGGAACAUCCUUUCUUGGUGAAACUGGCCACAUCCAAAUUACAAAAUAGGUAUUUAAUUACAGUGUGUGUUAGUAUAAUGGUCACUUCUUAUGCGUUGGCUGGACUGUUGGUGAAGGUGGAUAUUUUACACAAUUCAGAUGUUGUAUUGUUUGUGUAGAUUGAGGCUAGAUGGCAUCAAAUAGUACCUCAUCCUGUGUUAACCUCUUCUAUGGCAGUUAUGCAUUCUUAAGUAAGGUGUGUUUACUCACUACAAAGUACUGAGUGGGAGCAGGUUCUGUACUGUCAAUUCACUUUCAGCCCUCACUGGAGUAGUUUCCAUCUUUCUGCAUUUUAGGAAACAUUUCAAAGUUUGUGUUUAGGAUCUUGGGGGGCUGCUACCUUCCUGUUCUGCUGAGUAUGUGAAACAUGCUCUCAGAAAUCACUGGUUUUAGUCAGUUGUACCUGUUUUAAGGAAUGCAGCACUGAAGUCCAGACUAUAUACGUGUCUGGAAUAUUAGGUGACACAUUUAUAUAUACAUGUAAAAUAACUUUUACAGGAUGUCAGUGAUAGAUAUACUAGUUUUAGAUUCUUGCUUUUAGCCAAGAAGGCUGUGUAUAAGGGAAUUCAGGACGAUAUUCAGCAAUCAUCUUGCCUAUAUUUUUGUACCUACACUUGUAGCUUGUCUGCAUGUACUCUAGCGCUUGAAAUUUGAGUUUAUGCAUGACAUACUGCAGGGUUUGUGAGACUUCAGUUCUUCCUCUAGGCAUAUGGUUUUUUUGUUUAUGUCUAUUUGUAAGUUUAUGCAUAGAAGUAUACCUAUAUAUAUAAAGUCAUAACUCAUCCUUCAGUAUAUUUUAACUGUUUCUCCAAGUCUGAUGUAAUACUGGUUGAAGUCUCUCCACAGUUUGUUGUUCUGGCUACUUGGAUAUCAAAUUCUACUGUAAUUCUUUCUCACGUCUCCUCUUCCCUCCCUCUCUUCUUUUUUUAAAAAAAGAAAAGCAUCUGAAUGUUUCAAAGACAUACACCAUUGCCAAGCAAUCUGGUGUAGUGGCUUAAUAUGCUGGCAAAUAAUUUCACAAGUUAUUUGUGUGUGUGAAGGCAGUAUAUUUGAAUAUCAUUAUAUUGUGAAUGUAACUAUGAAGACAGUUAUCUGAGAUUAUUUAAAUCCUAGGAAAGGCCAGACGGCUCCAGAAAUGAAAGAAUGUUUUUCAUUUUUUAGCUGGGAGUGCGUAUUUCUGUCCUUUGCUAAUGCUGGUGGCAUGGGGCAUCGCAGUUGCCAAAAGCCUUUUUAUCCUAGCUUUUGAGCAUUGCCAAUACUUUAUGGCCUAAAAACAGUUUGCAGGAGAAGCAGACUCUUGAAGACUGAGGUAGAAGGGAUAUUGCUUUGCAGUGUGUUGCUGGCCUUCUGUGCACUAACUUUUUGUCUUUGCCUGUGAACCCCUUUUUCACUUCUGGUGUGUUUAUCUGCUGUGUGGGUCAUUUAGUGGCUCCAUUUGAGCACUCUCUUCCUUUCCACCUCUGAAGUCCAUAUCCUGUACGUCAUUUUCCCUAAGCAGUUUGAUUUUUGUUAAUGUCCCUGGCCAAAUUUGCUCAGCUAACCUCGCCUCAGUGUCCCCAGCCUGGUCCCAACUGUCAGUGCGUACAGUGCUGUCCUUUUCCCUGACCUUACCAAGGAUGGCUUCUCAGAGCCCUUUGCAUCUUCCUUCGUCGUUUGAAUGCAGAUCAGAAAUGGACUUUCAAAAGAGCAAGUCAUUGCCUGCAGAGCGAGCAGUGGAUCUGUUCUUUCUUUAUGGUGAGAUCUGAAAAAUCCCACUAGCUAUAUCCUUCAGCUUACGGAGGUGUCUCUGAAGUUCGCACAGCUCAGAAGAGGAGGGAGGUUUUCUCUCGUGAAUUUUCUCCUUCACCUCAUCUGCUUUCCUCCAGCCUAUCACAAAGGCAAUUCUUCUCUGUCUCUAAAAUCUGUAUCCCUGCCUCACAGAGGCACUUCCACUUGGGUCUUCCUUUCUUACCUUUCUCCACUUUGCUCCUGUCUCACAUGGAGAUGUCUUAUUCCCAGUAUGAGGAUAGUAGCUAUCUUUCCUGUCUCCUACCAAUCCUCACCACACAAAUAACUUAACCCACAUUACCUUUGCUCUCAGCAUCUCCUUGCUCUAUCUCAUGAUUUCUUUAAUUAAAACUUGUUGGAGACAGUUUGUUGCGGGGGGAUGAGAAGGCAGACAUACACUCUGUGCAGUUUAUGAGAAUUCUCCCUGGAGCCUGAUGUUUUUGCUAUCUUUCUGUCUCUAAACCUUAUGCUUUUAAUAAAGUUCAUUAAUAUUUUCUGCUGCAACAAAUUCAUGACCUUCUGUGUUCUGCUCUGGCCAUUGCAUGGAAACUAUUUUCUAGGAGUGGUUCUCUUCCUCUCUCUCUCGUUUCUUCCUAAUAAAUCUGUUUUUCCUUCAGUUUGAUCCUCUAGACAUUACGUUCUUCUGGAGACCUUUAGCAUUUAGCAUCCAAUGGAGCCCGGUCUUUUAUGCCCUGCUCUGUUGUUUCAAAUGACUUCUCUCCCUUAAACUACAUAUUGUGUACUAACCUGCCAUUUCUUCUAGGUACUUCCAGAAGAUUGACUGUUCAGCCCCCAUCUCUUUUGCGUCUGGCUGGGCUUCUCUGUCCCCAUUUAACAUUUAUGUCAAUUCUGCUCAGCAGCAAUUGCCCGCACCUUUUGGCAUUGUAGAAUGGCUAGAGAGGAGGCUGGAAAUGACAUGAUUUCUGAUGGAAUUUUGAAAUCCAAGAGGAACUCUUCUGUGAAAAAGUUUGAGAGUUCAAAAUUAACCAGGUUGUCAGCUGCUGGAUGCUGGGGGGUGUCACAUAGGAGCCAUUUGCCCACACAUUGGAACAGUCUGGCCCUUAUCCUGCUAGUGUGCAAACGGCUUGGAAACCUUGUUCUGUCCUCGAAGCUGUAUUGUUCAUCACCAUAUGGGAUAAGGAUUUCCUCCGAUGCAUUUUUCCGUCCCCCAAGUCUCUCUGAAACCAACAAGACUGGGGUUAUGAAGUCAAUUCUAGAUGGCCUCGCAGAUACCACUUUCCGAACAAUCACAACAGAUCUCCUUUACGUGGGCUCCAACGAUAUCCAGUACGAAGACAUGAAAGGUGACAUGGCAUCCAAGCUGGGGUACUACCCCCAGAAGUUCCCUCUUUCCUCCUUCAGGGGAGAUCCUUUCCAAGAAAAAAUGACUGGAGGAGAUGAUUCCCUGUUGACCAUUAUUCCUUCAGAUCAGGUCAACAUCACAGAGUUUUACAACAAGUCCCUGUCCACCUUUAAGGAUAAUGAGGAGAAUAUACAGUGUGGGGAGAACUUUAUGGAUAUGGAGUGUUUUAUGAUCCUGAACCCCAGCCAGCAGCUGGCCAUCGCCGUACUGUCGCUCACCCUGGGCACCUUCACAGUCCUAGAGAACCUUCUUGUCCUGUGUGUCAUCCUCCACUCCCGAAGCCUCCGGUGUAGACCCUCCUACCAUUUCAUCGGCAGCCUGGCUGUGGCCGACCUCCUUGGCAGUGUGAUUUUUGUCUACAGUUUUGUGGAUUUCCAUGUUUUCCAUCGGAAGGAUAGCCCCAAUGUCUUCUUGUUCAAACUGGGUGGAGUUACAGCCUCCUUCACUGCCUCUGUAGGUAGCCUUUUCCUCACGGCAAUAGACCGGUACAUCUCUAUACACAGGCCACUAGCUUAUAAAAGGAUUGUUACCCGACCAAAGGCUGUCGUAGCAUUUUGUGUGAUGUGGACCAUUGCUAUUGUAAUAGCCGUUCUUCCUCUGCUCGGCUGGAACUGCAAAAAACUUAAUUCUGUUUGUUCGGACAUAUUCCCUCUCAUUGAUGAGACGUACCUGAUGUUCUGGAUCGGGGUCACCAGCGUCCUCUUGUUGUUCAUUGUCUAUGCCUACAUGUACAUUCUGUGGAAGGCUCACAGCCACGCUGUUCGCAUGCUGCAGCGAGGCACACAGAAAAGCAUAAUCAUUCAGUCGACGGAGGAUGGUAAGGUACAGAUCACUAGGCCUGAUCAAACUCGUAUGGACAUCAGGUUAGCCAAAACCUUGGUCCUUAUCCUAGUCGUUUUAAUCAUAUGCUGGGGCCCUCUCCUCGCCAUCAUGGUGUAUGAUGUCUUUGGGAAAAUGAACAAGCUCAUCAAGACUAUCUUUGCCUUCUGUAGCAUGCUCUGUUUGCUGAAUUCAACAGUGAAUCCCAUCAUCUACGCUCUGAGGAGCAAGGACUUGCGACACGCCUUCCGCAGCAUGUUCCCCACCUGUGAAGGGACUGCGCAGCCCCUGGAUAACAGCAUGGAGUCUGACUGCCAGCACAAACAUGCCAACAACACAGGGAAUGUGCACAGGGCUGCCGAGAGCUGCAUUAAGAGCACAGUUAAGAUUGCCAAAGUUACCAUGUCUGUCUCCACGGACACAACUGCUGAAGCGUUGUAAGUCAGAGACUUCUCAGCAUUGUGAGAAAAGGAGUUUAAGUUUAAAAAAAAAUUAAAAUUAAAAAAAUCAACAACAGAGAAAACCAAACCCAUGGCUUAACGUGUUUGUACCCUCCUGUAAUAUUUUUUGGUUUGUCAUUGUAAGCUGAGCGAUGAUUGUGUUAAGAGCAUUACCAUCAGCCAGUUUUUCAGGUUUUACAAUUAGGGGUUCUAGCUAAAUUUUCACAAGUUUUUCUCAAAAGGUGUUUACUGAAUAAUAAUGUUUCCAGAAAGAGCACAGAGAAAAUACCAGAUUAGCAAUCAUUCCUUUGGGGGUGUGAAGAAGAAUUGUGAAACCUAAUUGAAAAAUAACACGUCCUAAACCAAUACCAUCAAACAAGAAAAAAAGCCUUGUAAUCAUGCUGUUCAUUUCAAUGUGAAAUGUAUUUCAUGUCUGUAAGUAAUAAGAGUUUCUGAUUUUUUCCAAAAGCAGCAGUGCUGAGUUUAGAGGUUUUGUAAAAUGUGUCGUGUCCCGUGAAUUGUGUGCUGUUUUAUUAUGUGUUAUUGGUAUUCGUCUGAUUAAACAAAGUGAUAAGGUAGAAUUCCGUGGAAAUAACGUGAAACGUGAUAUGUAAACCCCAUUGAAAACACUUACUGUAUUUGAAGAAUUCCUAUGAGGUAUUUUGGAAAUUUUACACUUUUAGUGGUCUUCUGUGGACUUAGAGGAGAGGCUUUGUGUUCUUCUACUAAAAUUAUUUCCCCACUACCUUUUACUUUCACAUGCAUAUGAGACUAACAGCAACAGAGGAAUAGAGGAGGAAUGUGAGAAAGGAAUGCACUGGUUCAGACUUUUAAAUACCACUGCGUUUAUACAGAAGGAUGUUUAUGGUUGCACAGACUACUGCCCUGCUCUUGGGCAUUGCGUGAAUAUGAACACUGAAAAGCAAAGGUCCCGGAUAUUGGCUCCUUUAAUAGGCAUCUGGUUUUAAGCCAUGUGCUGGUGUUGGACCACUGAAGACAGCAUGUGUCAGACUCAAUGUGCGAUGUUAUCACUGUGCAGUCGAUGUAUACUUGAAGGUGUGUCACAUUCCUGUAUCCCAGGUCUAAGCAGAUUCAGAGCCUGAGAUGCCAAACUCCCGUCUUCACUAAAAGAGGAGGAAAUAUUGUCAGACUUAAACAUUUUCUUAUUGUGUGAGCGUGUAUAUAAAUAAAUAUCUCUGUGUGUGUACGUGUGUGUGUGCGUGCGUGUGUAAGUAUACUAAUCGGUGUGAGUCAUGGUAGCAUAGCUAAGAUAGGACACUAUGACCAAAUGUAACUGUAUUUCUUGUUGCACGCUUUGCACACGAAUUCUGUUUCUAAAAUUGAGUUCUUCCAAUUGAUUACUGAUGAAAGUACCAUGUUAAGAAUAUCUCGAUCCAGCAUAUCCAUGUGCUAGAGGAAGCAACCUUUCAGUUACACUUGAAAAUAAAGGGAAACAAGAGGCAGAGAGCAUGGAAUGAGCCCGAACUGACAAAUGCUGCAGCUGUUGAUAGUGUUCCUGAAGACUGAGAAAGCCAGGAGUAAAUGGUAGUUUGUUUUAAGGCUGUGAGUAUUAAAAUCUGAUAGCUUGCAAUGAGGUGCAUCUCACUCAAACCACUGACAAGGUUUGACACUACCAGGAAGAAGUUACUGAUGGAAAAUAAUGACUGUUCUACAGUGGGACAGUUUCUGCAGCCUGAGACCAUCACAAGGAACAUGCUACCAGAUAGUCUUUGAGGCGUGGAUAUUCUGUGAUUCUGUUCUGAGUCAUAAGGUCUGGGAUCCUCUUCUCUGCUGCCUUGCUUUUUCAGACCAUUUCCUCACCCUUCUGACUGAUUUCUGCCAAAAUAGCUGCAAGCGCAGCUUAGUCCUUCAGCUGCCUGACACUUGCCGCGACAGGGGGUGACUUUCUCCAUGACGCAGGGCGAGUGGAGCCAAAUCCAUACUGCCCUGCCACCCAUCCUUGUGCUUACAUAGGGAGAGAGAAGGGGCAGCAGCCCAGGGUCUCUGGCUGCCUCAGUGCAGGCCAGAGCAACUGGUUGAACGAGCACCCAGCCCCUUUCAGGCAGUGGCCCUGUGGGGAUGCAAGUGGCUCCAAGUUUAGGCUUGGUGAGGAUGACAUGUUUUAAAGGUAAGAUUGGAUCAGGUGAGGUGCUGAGCAACAGCUGGAAGAGACAGGGGUACUUUCCUCCUCUACCCACCUCCCCUGCAGCUUACCUGUGUGGCAGGACAGCGCACCACACUCUCAAGGGGCCCACUGCAGUCAGCCAAAACCAGUGGAUCGCAGAGGAUUCCCAGAGGAUGUCAAGUCCUGAAAGAUGUUUUUUAUGUCUGGGUCUAGUCCAUCCUAAAGCAGUCCUCUUGGAGGAGUGGGGGAAAGCCCAUUUGAAAUGUAAGGGUAUUUUAAGAGCCAUUUUUGAAACUGUCUUCUUGUGAAUUAAAUGCAAACUUUGUGGAAUUUUGUUGUGCUUUCAAGUUCUAAAUUUUACGAUAAAUCAUGGGACAAUGGGGCUGUCUUGGCACUUAACUUGGUGCUUACUGAUAUAAUAAGAAAUAGCAUCCUGUGAAAUGUUAUCCUCUAUCAUCAGUAUCUUCAUUUGCAUAAUGAGUUUUUCUAAAGCUCUGGGAACUGCAUCGGUUCACUUAGAACCAUUUAUUAAAGAGAUCGCAACAAUUUCCUUACAUGUUGCACACUAAGUAGAACUAUUCUUUCAUUAGAAAAAUCUGCUGCCGUUCCAAGUUCUUAUACUUCAGCUUUAGGUAUUCCUAAUUUGCAGUUGCCUACUUUCACUUAGUGAUAGCACAGCCAAACGACACUGUGUUCCAUGGCCACCCACACCAUCAUCAUCAUCAUCAUCCACCCACCGCCGCUAGUUGCAGUUACGUGUAUGUGCCAACUCCAAGUGUCACGUACCUACCGAGAAGACCAUCUAUGUCACAAGUGUGUAGAGUUAGAUUCUCAACAGUCUAAUUGUAUAUUUGUAUAAUAUAAUCUCCUCAAUGCUGUGCAGUCACUAUCCACAUCUUGCACUGGCCUUUUGAUGAAAAUUUUAGUGUGUCUAUUGUGAGAUAGACAGUGCAUUCUACUUGAUGUUAUUGGGCUGAAUGUAUGUAAAUAAGUGAAAAAAAAAAAGUCAUCUCUACAAGCAGUGGCCUAAAAAGUCUGUAAUUGUGGACUAGGAAAAUUGUUGAAGUUGCUGUGACAUCUCAAAUACUACCUUUGAAUAAACUAUUUACAGGGUCUCUUGGGAUGCUGUUUCACAGUGAAAGGAAAAUCUUUCCUUGUGAUAAUAUGAGGUAAAGAAAUUGGAUUACCUGAGCUUUUUAUUUCCAGUGUUUCGAAGUGGAGAACAUAACUCUUUAUUGUCUGUAAAUCUAACAUUAUUACUUCCUCUUAGAAGAAUAUUGUAUCAUUAGAUGUUUGUUUGAGCUGGUAACAUUCUUGCAACUGUUGCAAUAUUUUUCAUUAGCAACCUGUAUAAUAGUUUGUACACAAGUACUGUUCAGAUUGUCAUGAAAAGUAGCUUUGACCAUUUACCUACCAGUAGCAGAAUAGUAUUUCUGUAAGAUUUCCAGUGUAUUCCUAUCAUAUCAUAUUUUAUUUCUAUAAUGUAAUUAAACUGUUAUUUAUUCAAGGAGAAAAAGUAUUCCUCUGCUUUUUUGUUUUCCAAAUUUUGAGAUAACUGAGGAAGCCACGUGAUGAUGCUGCCUCAUCCCACGAUCUGGUGCUCUACGUUUUGUUUAUAAGUUUGUCUGUCAUUCUGAAACAACUGCUUAAACAACUUGACAACAGGUUGUCAAGCUUUGUGGGUUUUAAUUGUACGUUGAUAUGUUUGAAGGAGGAGGCAGAUCAUAUAUUUUAUAUUUGUGUAUUCAGUACUAUGGAGACAAGAGAGAAAUGACAGUUAAAACUGCAUCUCCUGUUUCAUUAUGUAGGCAAUUUCCCCUUUCCUCUGUAUUAGCCAAAAUGCAAUAAAUUCCUUUUGCCUUCCUCAGA